AUGUCUAUUGCUUGGAUUCUGGGCGCCUUUCUCUUUUCUACGACUUGUUCUGCAUACAAAUACGAUCCUGCGUAUUCCCAAUGGAAUCUCAAUCAGAAUCAAACAGCUGUCGACCCUUUGGACUACUGGGGAGAGUGGUCCGGGCAUACCUAUACGCCAUCGCCGAGUAACUGGAGGUUCCCUUUCUACACUCUCUUCCUAGACAGAUUUGUCAAUGGUGACCCCUCCAACGAUAAUAUCAACGGUACGGCCUACGAACAUGACCCGAACUCAAAUCAAAUGCGCCAUGGAGGCGAUCUGCAGGGCUUGGUCGACACGCUGGACUAUUUGCAGGGUAUGGGAAUCAAGGGCAUCUACAUAGCAGGCUCGCCGUUCAUUAAUAGUCCAUGGGGCUACGAUCAGUAUUCGCCCCUCGACCUGUCCAUUCUCGACCAACACUUCGGCGAUAUUGAGAUGUGGCGGACCGCAAUACAAGAGAUACAUAUUCGACACAUGUACGUCAUCAUAGACAAUACAUUCGCCACGUUGGGUGAUUUGGUUGGAUUUGACGGCUACCUCAACACCACAACGCCGUUCACUCUCGCUGAACAUGAGGUCCAGUGGAAAUCAGACCGUCAUUACCACGAUUUCAGCUUCGGGAACAAUUACAACAAGACUUGCAAUUACCCGAAAUUCUGGUUGGAGACCGGAUACCCUGUAGACGAGGAUGUCACCAACAACCUCCAAGGGUGCUACGACAGUGACUUCGACCAAUACGGUGAUACCGAAGCCUUCGGGGUCUUCCCGGACUGGAGACGUCAACUAUCGAAAUUCGCCUCCGUUCAAGACCGCCUGCGGGAAUGGCACGAACCCGUCCGCCAUAAGUUGGAAAACUUCUACUGCAUGCUCAUCGCAUCCCUGGACAUUGACGGGUACCGGUACGACAAAGCUACCCAGAGCACCAUUGACGCUAUGGGUUUCAUGAACGAAGCUAUGCGCACUUGCGCCCGAAGGUAUGGCAAAGAAAAUUUCUUUACUCCGGGCGAAAUCACUGGUGGGAAUGUCUUUGGAUCACUAUACCUUGGCCGCGGAAGACAGCCCGAUAUGCUUCCGGAAAAUCUGACGGAAGCUCUGACAAUGACCAACAACUCAGCAGAGCAGUAUUUUCUCAGAGCUCCUGAGCAUGGUGCCCUUGACGCUGCUGCUUUCCACUAUACGGUAUACCGUACAUUGACGCGGUUUCUCGGCAUGGAUGGAAACCUUGAGGCUGGCUAUGACGCGCCCCCUAAUUGGGUUGACAUGUGGAACGACUUUCUGCUCACCAACGACUUUGUGAACCCCAAUACAGGUGUCUUUGACCCGAGACAUAUGUAUGGUGUAACUAACCAAGAUGUCUUCCGGUGGCCUGCCAUUACUGAUGGCGUCCACCGGCAAUUGCUGGGUCACUUCAUCACUACGAUCGAGUUGCCUGGGGCGCCGUUGCUCUUGUGGGGUGAGGAACAAGCUUUCUAUGUCUUGGACAAUACCGCCUCCAAUUACAUAUUCGGUCGACAAGCGAUGUCUGCUGCGACGGCGUGGCAGACGCAUGGGUGUUACCAUCUCGACUCAACUCAAUACUUCAAUAUGCCCCUCAAUGCUUCGCGCCAUGGUUGUCAAGAUGUAACAGUCAGCUAUGACCAUAGAGAUCCCUCUCAUCCUGUUCGAAGCAUCAUACACCAUAUGAACCAACUACGCGAACAAUUUCCGGUGCUUCAAGAUGGAUUUUUCUUGCAACAACUAUCCAAUCAGACCGAGCAGGUGCAAUAUCCUGGUUCCGGGAAAGUGACUACUGAGACUGGGAUGUGGUCCGUCAUGCGGUCGGGAUUCCCAGGUGUGCAAGAUCUGAGUGGCACUGGCGCCGGUGAUCUCUCGAUCUGGCUGCUGUACUCGAACGCCAACGCCACGACCACGUAUACUUUUGAUUGCAGCGACAACAACACCGCCCUCAACACUACAAGUCUGAUUGCCCCGUAUGAUGCAGGCACCACCGUUAAGAAUCUCUUUUAUCCCUACGAUGAGCACACUCUGAAUGACAGCGUUCAUAAGCUUGGAAUAAACGGUUCAACGAACCCCAACGGCUGCUUGAGCAGUCUGGAAAUGGCAGCUUACGACUUCCGCGCCUACGUCCCCAUUGAUAGCUGGGUUGGCCCCAAGCCUAUGGUCACGAAGUUCAGUCCGGGACAUGACGCCCGACUUCAGUCCACUGUUGGAGACAAUGACACCCAAUCGGUUGACAUCGGACUCCAAUUCUCGGUGGAGAUGGAGUGUGACAGUGUCACAAACAGCCUCAUGUUCAACUCCACUACCGAAUCAAAUGUGACACCCACGCUCGACAGAGACAGCAUCAUCUGUGGCGUAAUGAAUAACCCGGACACGCCUCCUUAUGUCGGGGCUAUAUCAUCGACAUGGUCAUGGUCGGCAACACUCAACAACGUUGCAAAUGGCAUCCAUGCAGUGUCAGUUCGGAAUGCAUCAUCUGAGGUGGGAGAAAGUACGAAUGCCGUUGAUCGAUUCUUGUUCAGGAUUGGUCGGACUGAUAACCCUCUGAUUUUCACCACAAUGGCGAACUAUUCAUCUAGUCUUCUCAGCAAAAGCGAGGACGGGCCCUUGAUGCUGUCUCAUUCGGCUGCCGGAGCUGAUAAGUGGCGUUACUCUACGAAUUGGGGCUCAACUUUCUCUUCCUGGAUGCCCUACGACGGUGGGAAAACGAAGAUCGAGGAGCAGUCAUGGUCUGGGACUGACCUGCAGUCCUGGAAAGGCACUCACGUGAGAGUCGAGUAUUUCAGCCGUCUAGCUGGGAGCAGUGACCACGUUCAGCAAGGUGAUUUGGAUUACCACACUCCCAGACGGUUCCCGCACCUAUUUCUGAACGGCCCAUAUAAUCAGUAUGGUUACGACGCUGGAUUGGAAAAUGAGAUGAAAUUGUCAAACAACAACACCUGGGAGCACCAUUUCAUGACUGAAUGGAGUCUCUCUGGUGCGCUCGCGCAGAUCAAUGUGUGGGGCAUCAAUCCAGACGGCAAGCCGGAUCAGACAGUGGUCAUGGGAGACGCAGAUGGAGACUCGAUACUCGAUCGUCUGCCUCCAUCUUCGUUAUCCUCGAUUGUCCUGAAUAUUACUCAACCUCCUCCCAAACCACAUCUUGGCUGGCGUGUUGUUAUCAAUGACGGGACCCUCCGCUUUGAUUUGGUGCCUUCAGGCAACAUGUGGAGUCAGAUUAUCGUUUUUGUACUCCUGUGCGUCGUCCCCAUCAUCACGGCAGCUUUCGGAGUUUGGUCUUUCAUGCAAAGCUUCUACCAGGUCAAAUUCAACGAGAUUGGCAUUUCAGAGAAAGCUGGGAUGAUGCCUGCAGCACUCAAGAAACAGUUCAAGAAACUCAAGGACGAGGAAGACUCCCCAGGCUUCCUAGCCAAGUUCAACCGCAAACCGAAAUUCCUGCAGCAGUCCGAUACCGUCAUUGAUCAACAACGUCGUCGAACUGUCCUGAUCGCGACAAUGGAAUACGACAUUGAAGACUGGGCGAUAAAGAUCAAGAUCGGCGGUCUCGGCGUGAUGUCUCAGUUAAUGGGUAAAAAUCUAGGAUAUCAAGACCUGAUUUGGAUAGUGCCUUGUGUUGGCGGGGUGGAUUAUCCCGAGGAUGAAAGGGCUGCCCCAAUGACGGUGACUGUUCUCGGUAAACCGUACGAGGUCCAAGUUCAAUACCACGUCCUCCGGAAUAUAACCUACGUCCUUCUGGAUGCUCCCGUCUUCCGACAGCAGACAAAGUCCGAACCAUACCCUCCUAGAAUGGAUGACCUCUCCUCCGCGAUCUACUACUCAGCGUGGAAUCAAUGCAUUGCUCAGGCUAUUAACCGCUUCCCAGUGGAUCUCUACCACAUCAACGACUAUCACGGCUCAGUCGCGCCUCUCUAUAUACUUCCACGGACCAUCCCAGCCUGUUUAUCUCUGCAUAAUGCUGAGUUUCAAGGACUGUGGCCAAUGCGGACGAAGCAUGAACGUGAUGAAGUGUGUUCAGUAUUCAACCUCUCGACCGAGCUUGUUCAACGCUACGUCCAGUUUGGCGAAGUCUUCAACCUAUUACAUGCUGGGGCCUCCUACUUGAGGCUACACCAGCAAGGCUUUGGUGCAGUUGGUGUAUCAAAGAAAUAUGGCAAGAGAUCAUAUGCUCGCUAUCCCAUCUUCUGGGGUCUGAAGAAGGUUGGCCAACUGCCCAAUCCCGAUCCCUCCGAUACUGGUGAAUGGGACAAGAAGCUCCCCAAGGAAUCAGAAAUCCGUAUUGACCCCGAAUUUGAGGCUGGACGUCCUGAAUUGAAACGUCAAGCUCAAGAAUGGGCGGGUCUUGAGCAGAACCCAAGGGCCGAAUUGUUCGUCUUUGUUGGCCGCUGGUCAAUGCAAAAAGGGAUUGAUUUAAUCGCCGAUGUCUUUCCCUCAAUUCUGGAAUCCAAUCCCAACGUUCAGCUUGUAACAAUUGGGCCGGUUAUCGACUUGUACGGAAAAUUUGCAGCUCUCAAACUCGAUCGGAUGAUGAAGCUGUAUCCCGGCAGAGUAUUCUCUAAGCCUGUCUUUACGGCGCUUCCUCCUUUCAUUUUCUCCGGGGCAGAGUUUGCGUUGAUACCCUCUCGAGACGAACCCUUCGGUUUGGUUGCUGUCGAGUUUGGUCGUAAGGGAGCUCUAGGUGUCGGUGCUCGGGUUGGCGGGCUUGGUCAAAUGCCUGGCUGGUGGUACACAGUUGAAUCGACAACGACGUCACAUUUGCUUCGUCAAUUCAAGCAAGCAAUUGACGAAGCCUUGAGCUCGAAAACCGAGGUCCGCGCUCUCAUGAGAGCCCGAUCGGCCAAGCAGCGAUUCCCUGUGGCGCAGUGGUGUGAGGACCUGGAGAUUUUGCAAUCCACUGCUAUUCGCAUACACGACAAAGUCGAAGCAACGAAACGUCAUUCUGUGGCGGAUGAGAUGAUCUGGCCACAUUCAGGCUUGCCUACUCCUGGAGGCUCAGGGGCUACCACUCCAGCGUAUUCACGGGCACCAAGUUAUGCAGGCUUGCACGCACUUACUUCCCGGUUUUGGAGUCACGCACACAGUCGUGAGCCAAGCCAGGAUACCACGGUGCGACCUGGCUCUGGUUUGUCACGCUCAGCUUCUCUGGGGUCACAUCGCGGUCCAGGCCACGUUGAUGCGCGGGAUGCCUUUGAUGGUGAGGAGCCACAUGCGCCAGCGGUCCUCCCGUCGGUACCUGAUGUGGAAGGUGACGAUACUGGGCUUGGCACCGCGGUCACUCAGAACUACAAUGACGGUCCAGGAGAUGAGGAUGACUCUGACGACGAUGAGUACGACAGUGACGAGGGUGUUACAAUGCCUACACAGACUCUAGGGCGGUACGAACGCGUCCCUUCCAAUGAUGGAAUUCCGUCCUCGUCACCUGUUUCCGCAGCAUUCCGCUCACCUAGAAGUCCUGGACUGGAGAUGACCAACACACCAAAACGACCAUCAUUACCCAAUGAUAGUCCUCCGCUUACCUCUCCACAGAGCCCAAACUCAGGCCUGCUCAUCCCGCCGCCACUGGUGCGGGCAGAGUCGCACAGUCGAAUAUCAGCGAGUCCUUCAAUGCUAUCAGUGAAUUCAAUUGUGGGCGAAAAGACAGACUUCAAGCUGCAGAAAGUCGACCCCUUCUUCACUGAUAGCAAUGGUGAAUUUGCACGAGCCUUCGGGAAGAAGCUUGAUGGACUUGACGGCCGCAAUUCUGAGACCUCGGCCUGCAUCGAGGAGUUUCUGGUCAAAUCGGAAAAGCAAUGGUUCGACACUUUCCGCAACGUCAAACUGGGGAGAUACAACAUCCAUUCUUCCCAUUCGAGCUUUCAUGCCCCACAGGAGUCUCGACCAACUUCCAGCUACGAGAGCAAUAGUGACCAUGACUCUGGAGAACGUGAUUCGAACAGCCUCAACGACGAGUUCUUGCUCGGGAGGGACUACAAGCCACCUACUGGUGUGAGGAACUGGAUGCAACUCCGUGUUGGUGACUGGCCUGUCUAUGCGUUUUUCAUGGGCUUCGGGCAGAUCAUCGCGGCCAAUUCUUACCAGAUUACCCUGUUGACGGGCGAAGUCGGCCAGACAGCAGAGAAGCUGUACAGCAUUGCGAGUGUCUACUUGGUCACGUCAAUCUGCUGGUGGAUUCUGUUCCGCCGCUUUAGCUCACUAUUGUGCCUAUCGUUGCCUUUCUUCUUCUACGGCCUCGCAUUCAUCUUGAUCGGCACCGCUCACUACGCGUCCACCGCGAGCGGACGUGGAUGGGUACAAAACGUCGGUACUGGCAUGUACGCCGCGGCAUCAUCCUCUGGCAGCAUAUUCUUCGCGCUGAACUUUGGCGACGAGGGCGGCGCCCAAGUCAAAGCCUGGGUCUUCCGCGCCUGUGUGAUCCAAGGCACUCAGCAGAUCUACGUUGUUGCACUAUGGUACUGGGGUUCCUAUCUCAACAGACGUACUGCCGAUGAUAUCACGAAGAGUUCCGAUCCGGUCUCCUCGACCUGGAAAAUCACGGCCAUCACUCUUCCCAUAGCCAUGCUUCUAUGGGCUAUCGGCUUGUUGAUGUGGUUCGGACUGCCCAACUACUACCGCCAAGCACCUGGCAAGAUGCCCAGUUUCUACAAAAGCCUCCUCCGCCGCAAGAUCGUACUGUGGUUCUUCGUCACGGUAGUCAUUCAGAACUUCUUCCUUUCCGCACCAUACGGCCGCAAUUGGUCGUUCUUAUGGAGCAGCUCGCACACAAAGACGUGGCAGGUCGUGCUUCUCGUUAUUUUGUUCUUUAUUGUGAUUUGGGCAGUCUUCUUGUGGCUCUUUGCUGUGCUGUCAAAGUCACAUAGCUGGAUCCUCCCACUCUUUGCAAUUGGGCUUGGUGCGCCGCGCUGGGCUCAGAUUUGGUGGGGUACCAGCAACAUCGGUCUCUAUUUGCCAUGGGCAGGUGGCUACACGGCGUCUGCACUGGUUUCCCGUGCUCUCUGGCUAUGGCUGGGUACGCUCGAUGCAAUCCAGGGUGUUGGUUUUGGCAUGAUUCUGCUGGCCACGCUUACACGUGUCCAUGUGGCUUUCACGUUGAUCAGUGCACAAGUUCUUGGGUCCGUUGCGACGAUUGCUGCGAGAGCUUGCGCACCCAAUAAGAUUGGCCCUGGUCCUAUCAGCCCCGAUAUCAGCGGUACUGUCUCGAAUAUCUGGCAGCCAUGGUUCUGGAUUGGACUCGUCCUGAACUUGAGCAUAUGCUUUGGUUAUUUCAAGUUCUACCGCAAGGAGCAGCUCAGCAAACCUUGAAAACCGGGAGCUUAGGUUAGCAUUGAGGUUAGCGUAUUUGGUGUUUGAUGUUUCAGAGCUUGGAUCCUGACAAAUAUAUAAUGGCAUAAAGGAUAAUCCGAGUAAGACGAGAUAGAGACAAGUAAACUGUAAGGUAUACAUUUCUCGGACCUGGGAGUGUAUUCGAGGAAGAAAAUGGAAUGGUCAUAAUAGC
Molecule: messenger RNA, 7507 nt
Organism: Exophiala xenobiotica
Lineage: Eukaryota; Fungi; Ascomycota; Eurotiomycetes; Chaetothyriales; Herpotrichiellaceae
Exons: 6
Coding region: 1-7314 (2437 amino acids)
Biological process (GO): fungal-type cell wall (1->3)-alpha-glucan biosynthetic process
Cellular component (GO): fungal-type cell wall
Molecular function (GO): alpha-1,3-glucan synthase activity
Source: RefSeq, a predicted model, not a curated record